AUGAGCCCAGCAUCAACUCCUCCGAGCGCUAAGCCUGCUCCACCCCUCACACGCUCGAAGGCGGCAAUUCGCAGUUCCAGCGGUGGUGAAGCCCACGAUGGGAGCAGCGAAGAACCAGCUGCCACUGAGGAAGGCCAGCGUGGUAGCGCCGACAAGCGCGCUGGGAACAAGGCUGUGGGCUCUGCCGACGACGGCGCGCGCCUCCACAGCGGCAAGAUGCGUGCCGAUGGCCGCGUAAACGGCCGUGAAGAUGCCGGCUCCAAGCCCCAGGCCUCCAAGAAGCGCGGCAAAGGCCGCGCCAACAGCGGUGGUGGUGAUGUCGGCGCCGGAGGGGGGGGGCAGGUCGCCAAGAAGCGAGGCAAAGCCCGCGCAAGUAGCAGCGCUGGCGGCGCAUCGAAGCGCCAAGGUGGCAAGAAGCCUGCGGUGUCCCCUGGCACGAAACGUACCGAGGGCCGCGUGACCAGCAGUCAAGGCGCUGAUGUUGGGAGCCUCGGCAGCAACAAGCGGGUGGAAGACCAAGCAACCGGCGGUGGUGAUGCCGUGAGCCCAGGCAGUGUGGAAGACACCGAUCACCCUAGCACCGAGAGGCCUGUCGAGGCUGGUGUCGGCAGCUCAGAGGUCGCCGCCGAAGCCUCAGGCGGGAGAAACUGCACAUGCAGAUGA
Messenger RNA from Phytophthora sojae, 663 nucleotides. RefSeq lists its product as hypothetical. Lineage: Eukaryota; Oomycota; Peronosporomycetes; Peronosporales; Peronosporaceae. The transcript has a single exon. Bases 1 to 663 code for a protein of 220 amino acids. The record is from RefSeq and is a predicted model, not a curated record.